GAUAAGGACAGUAUAUAUCGAAAAUCGGUAAGUAUAAUGUGACAGUAUCUCUAACGACGAACUGUGGGUAUGUGCAUGAUUUGAGUGUGAAACCUAUAACAGGAGUGAAGAUAAUCUCCGCAACGGAAAAGGCACAUGAUUAAAACGAACAAGAUAUGUGUGUAUUAGAUAGUAUUUUCUCACUAUGACACAGUAAUAAUACGAUUUUCAAGCACAGUGGUGGGUGCCGAUUGCGUGCACUGUGUUCACUUAUAUAAAUUGACGGGUACAGAGAGAUGUUCCGUAUAGUAGUCUUGUAAUCAGCACAUGAGACAGUUCAUUCAGAAAACCAUGCGACAACACAUCACAAACCUCUUGUUCAUCUUGUGCGCGAUUUCGUUCGCAUGUCAGGCGGCGCAGUCUUAUAGGAUACUGGCCGUCGUCGCGACACCUUCGUACAGCCAUCAGGUCCCGUACUAUAAGUUGUGGAUGGAAUUGAAUAAACGCGGCCACGAAGUUGUGCUAGUGACCGCGAAUGUCAUACAGAAUUACAAUGGAACGAAUUUCACCCAGAUUGAUGUCAGCGACUCUUAUAAAAUAAUCAGGAAUAUCGACUUUGUCAAGCUUCGAAUGCAUGGAGACACUUGGAUUAAGUUGCUUGAGAUUGGAGUGUUGCCAUUAGCCGAUGGAACAGCGGAGGUAGUGUUUAAAAAUAAAGAGAUGCAAAAACUGUACGCACCCGACAGCAACGUGACUUUCGAUGUGUUCUUCACGGAGAUGUUAUAUGUGCCGGCACUAUACGCUUUAGCGCAUAAAUUCAACGCACCCAUGAUAGGGUUAAGCUCGUUAGGAAUUCUUAGCAUCAACGAACAUAUUUUGGGGGGAAUACCGUUGCCGUCUCACGAGUAUACGUGGGAAAUGGAAGCGCGCACGGGCUCGAACCUAUCAUUCCUGGAACGGCUAAGGAAUUUCGUGAUCUUGUGGAAGAACAUAUACGACUUAUAUCAUUACCAUUUUCCGAAACAUCAAAUAAUGGCGGAGAAAUAUCUCGGGAAACUGCCACCGUUGGAGGAUAUAGCGAGGAACACAAGUUUGAUUUUCAUACAACAAUCGGACGUUUUAACGCCAGCCAAGCCGAAGCUCGCUAAUAUGAUUACGUUCACUGCGUCUCAUGUCAGCCAAAAACCAACACCAUUGUCACAGGACUUGAAACAGUUUUUGGAUGAUGCUAAGGAAGGAGUCAUCUAUUUCAGCCUUGGCACCAAUGCGAUGAGCUCGGAUUUGCCAAUAGAACUUCAGCGCAUGUUCUGUGACGUGUUCGCGAAAUUACCAUACAGAGUUGUGUGGAAAUACGAAAAGGAAUUGCCUGGGAAACCCGACAAUCUUUACAUUGGACGGUGGUUACCCCAGCAAAGUAUCCUCGCUCACCCGAAAGUAAAGUUGUUCAUUUACCAAGGAGGCUUACAAAGCAGCGAGGAGGCUAUAUACAACGAAGUACCGGUUAUUGGUUUUCCCGUACUGGCUGAUCAGGAUUACCAAGUAGGUAGGAUGGAGGCUCUGGGUAUUGGAAAGCGUCUCGAGUUAACGACUGUGAUGAGAGAAGAAUUCGAAAACGCCAUUCAAGAGGUCAUAACUGACACACAAUACAAAGAAAGGAUGAAACACAUAAAGAAAGUCGCAAAGGACAUACAAAUCGAUCCGGUGGAGAAUCUUGUUUGGUGGACGGAGUAUGUGAUCCGAACGAAAGGCGCGCCGCAUUUGCGAUCGAAUUUAGCUUGGCAACCUUGGUAUAAGAGAUAUGAUACCGAUAUCAUUGUAUUCUUAACUAGCAUCGCAGUGAUAAUUAUCUUAAAUGCAAUUAACUUAACGGCCAAGCUAUUCGUGUUUAUUCAUAGGAGACUGCAGUUUGUUAAUACUAGCAAGCAGAAACUAAGUAUUACAUUGUGCAAAUGUAAUAUUAGCAUUGUUCCACGGGACUCGCCAAGGAACCAUAAAAAUAGAAUUUUCCUCAGGAAACCGUUACAGUCUCAAGGACAACAGACCAUCCUACGUAAAAAGACAACUAAAAACCCAUUACACAAAACCAUGAGACUCGACGCGAGCAUCGCACUCUUCGCUCUGUGGCUCUUCCCUUGGCGGUCGCAGAGUGCUAGAAUCUUGGCAGUGUUUCCGGUGCCAUCCUACAGUCAUCAGGUCCCGUUCCAGCCGCUAUGGCUUGAACUAAGUCGACGGGGUCACGAGGUCGUCCUCGUUGCGACCGACUCAAUCCACAACGCGAAUACCACCAAUCUGAGGCAGAUCAACGUCGGCGGCUCGUAUGCCAAGUACAAAGAGAUCAGCUACGUCCAGAGACGACUGAAUAAGUUGUCCUGGAUGGAGCUGGUAGAAGACAGAAUUGUGGAUCUGUCGCUGAUGUUCACUGAACACACACUGAGCAACUCGGAACUGAUGAGUUUAUACGCUUCUGAUAGUAAACAGACGUUCGACUUGGUCUUCAUAGAAAUGUUCUUCACGUCUUCAAUUUACGCGCUUGCUCACAGAUUUAAUGCCCCUACUAUAGGACUAAGCUCAUUGGGAUUACCCGCAUCCGAGGCUUACACGCUGGGAGACCUGGUAUUGCCUUCGCAUGACUCUACGUGGGAGAUGGAAGCGAACGUCGGCACGGAUCUAUCGUUUUGGCAGAGGGUGAAGAAUUUCUGGAUCCUGUGGCACUGGAUUUACGUGUCGUACCGUGAUCUCUAUCCCCGUCAUCAGGAGCUAGCGGAAAAAUAUUUCGGAACGCCGUUGCCACAGGUGGUCGAUCUUAUGAGGGACACCAGUCUCAUAUUCGUCAACGAAGAUCCAGUCAUGUCCUACGCUCGCCCGAACCUCGCCAAAAUAAUCAGGUUUCAUUCCAUCCACGUUUUCAAAAAUCCGGAACCUCUACCCCAGGAUAUAAAAAAAUUUGUCCACAACGCAACGGACGGCUUUAUUUACUUCUGCAUGGGUACUAACGCGCGUUUCACGGACCUGCCAGAGAGGAUUCAACACAUCUUCUACGACGUGUUCGCGGAACUCCCUUACAAGAUUGUUUGGAAACUCGAGAAGCCGCCGUUGCGAAAGCUUGACAACGUUUAUGUCUCAUCAUGGUUUCCCCAACAGAGUGUGCUCGCUCAUCGCAAUAUAAAACUGUACAUAUAUCAAGGAGGUUUGCAAAGUACACAGGAGGCUAUUCAUUACACGGUGCCAGUUCUUGGUUUCCCGGUAUUGUCCGAUCAGGAAUUUCAGUUGAAGAAAAUAAAAAGUCAAGGCAUAGGGAAUCGUUUAAAUUUUGAGACUUUGACGCGAGACGAGCUGGAAGCAACGAUUCGAGAGGUGAUAACCAAUCAGAAAUAUAAGGAAAACAUGAUUAGAGUUCGAAAUCUUAUGAAAGAUACACCAUACGACUUAGUGGACAAUCUUGUUUGGUGGACAGAGUAUGUAAUUCGCAACAAAGGUGCCUCGCAUUUUCAUAGCAGUUUAGCGUGGGAACCGUGGUACCAUUACUGUGAUAUGGACAUUGUAACAUUUUUAGCAAUAGCGUCAUUCAUAAUCGUGUUGCUCACGUUUAAAAUAUGCGCGAAGCUGCUUGCGUGGCUAUUAAAACUACGGCAAGAUAGACGCGUCGACGUUGAUAAGAAAAUAAAUUAAUUAAACUACCAGGAAAUCUUCAUAAUUUGUAGUUUUGUUAAUUUGCAUUUUGCAAUUUAGUUCAUUAUAUUUUCCAUAUUUGUUAAUGGACAAUUAUGUACAACGCACGUAUAAGUAAAGAUAAAGCAUAAGUCAAUUA
Ceratina calcarata is the source of this 3787-nucleotide messenger RNA. RefSeq lists its product as uncharacterized. The record is from RefSeq and is a predicted model, not a curated record. The transcript is spliced from 12 exons. Lineage: Eukaryota; Metazoa; Arthropoda; Insecta; Hymenoptera; Apidae. Gene Ontology annotation, molecular function: UDP-glycosyltransferase activity. The coding region runs from base 307 to 3648 and encodes 1113 amino acids.